ACGUAUUAUCAAGUACCUCUCGACAUCAUAUAUUUUAUCAGUUAUCAAAAAUUCCAACACUUUUGGUCUAAGUCCAUCCAAAAUGAAAUCGCUAAUCCUCGUCUUCUUUGCCAUAACAGCCACUUUAGCACGGAAAGGCUUCGGGCCCACCGACCAAGAAUGGGGCUUCGUCGAAGUUCGAGAAGGUGCCCAUAUGUUUUGGUGGUUACACAAAACCGCGGCUAGCGUUGAUAAAUAUACAGACAAACCCCUUGUUAUUUGGCUACAGGGAGGUCCUGGAGCUUCAUCCACAGGAUAUGGAAAUUUCGCCGAGCUUGGGGCUUUAGAUGCCGAUUUAAAUCCACGAAAUACGACUUGGGUAAACGAUUAUAAUGUCUUAUUUGUGGAUAAUCCGGUUGGGACUGGGUACAGUUACGUCGACGAUUCGAAAUAUUUUGCUACCAAUAACAGUCAAAUCGCUAAUGAUUUUGUUGCUUUGUUGAAAGGGUUUUAUAAAACUGUGCCUGACUUAAAACAGACUCCUCUACAUAUAUUUUCGGAGUCAUACGGUGGGAAAAUGACGGCGGAAAUUGGAUUGCAAAUUUAUCUAGCUACUAAAAGUGGAGAUUUAGAAUGCGACUUAGUAAGUGUUGGGCUUGGCGAUUCUUGGAUUUCUCCAAUUGAUUCAGUCUUGACUUGGGGUCCGUACUUACUUAAUGUGGGCGCCGUUGAUCAAAAUCAGUACGAAAAAGUACAAGCAAAAGCCGAAGAAACUAAAGCAGCCAUCGAAGCUGGAAAAUAUUCAGAAGCUACCAAUUUGUGGGGACAGGCUGAACAAGUCAUCGAAACUGUUACUGCCGGAAUUGAUUUUUAUAAUAUUUUGAAAAAAAUAUCCUCCAGUUUUAUUAAAAGAGAAAAAGUAAUGCCCGGCUUGAGAGACGAUGAUGAUACCAAAAUUGCAAUUUUAAUGAAUAACGAUGUGAAGAAAGCUUUAGGACUUGAUGUUGAUUGGGGUUAUCAAUCAGGAGCAGUGUUUGAUGCUUUGUAUGAAGAUUUCAUGAAACCGGUCACAGAUAUCGUUGAACGUUUGUUAAACGAGACUGAUGUUCGCGUCGCUGUUUAUAAUGGACAGUUGGAUUUAAUUGUAGAUACGCCUGGAACAACCAAAUGGGUCGAUAAGUUAAAAUUUCCAGGGUCGGACGAAUGGAAAACAGCGAGUAAAUUAGCAAUAAAAGUAGACAAAAUUGUUGAAGGUUAUUACAAGAAUUUAGGAAAUCUGACAAUGUUUUGGGUCAAUAGAGCAGGACAUAUGGUCCCUGCUGAUAAUCCAGCUGCCAUGAGCUACAUUUUGCAAUAUAUGACUAACAAUGUGUAAUUAAAAAAUAAUAAAUAAAUUGUUAUCUUA
Molecule: messenger RNA, 1384 nt
Organism: Tribolium madens (black flour beetle)
Lineage: Eukaryota; Metazoa; Arthropoda; Insecta; Coleoptera; Tenebrionidae
Product: retinoid-inducible serine carboxypeptidase-like
Exons: 7
Coding region: 83-1354 (423 amino acids)
Biological process (GO): proteolysis
Molecular function (GO): serine-type carboxypeptidase activity
Source: RefSeq, a predicted model, not a curated record